Molecule: messenger RNA, 3897 nt
Organism: Caretta caretta (loggerhead turtle)
Lineage: Eukaryota; Metazoa; Chordata; Testudines; Cheloniidae
Gene: MC5R
Product: melanocortin 5 receptor
Biological process (GO): G protein-coupled receptor signaling pathway
Cellular component (GO): membrane
Molecular function (GO): melanocortin receptor activity
Source: RefSeq, a predicted model, not a curated record
GGGCAGCCUUGGCUCUAUGAAUUUGAACAUUCUUUUUUCAUUUAGCCCUUGAGGAUGGACAGGCAGGAGAGCUGAAACUUGUGACAGCUAGAGGGAAAGAAUACAGGAUAUGAGGAGAAAUAGGAUCUGAAGGAACAGUCCUGGGAUUCUUGCCUUUCUGGAAAAUGCAUUUACCACCCUGCUUUACAAGUCCUUUGGAAAGAAGAGAGCAUAUUUGCCUCCAGAGAUGAACUCAUCCUAUCAGCUACAAAUUCCAGAACUUAACUUGAGUACUUUUGGCAGCAACUUUACGGUGCCUACUGUCAAGAACAAGUCGUCACCAUGUGAGCAAGUGGUCAUAGCAGUGGAGGUGUUUCUAAUCCUGGGCAUUAUAAGCCUCCUUGAAAAUAUCUUGGUCAUCUGUGCAAUAGUUAAGAACAAGAACUUGCACUCACCUAUGUAUUUCUUUGUGUGCAGUUUAGCAGUAGCUGACAUGCUGGUCAGUGUUUCUAACGCUUGGGAGACCAUAACGAUAUAUUUAAUAAACAAUAAGCAUCUAAUUAUUGAAGAUGCUUUUGUACAACAUAUAGAUAAUGUUUUUGAUUCAAUGAUCUGCAUAUCUGUGGUGGCUUCCAUGUGCAGUUUGCUGGCUAUAGCAGUAGACAGGUAUGUCACAAUUUUCUACGCCCUGCGUUAUCACAACAUCAUGACAGUGAAAAGAUCAGGGCUCAUCAUUGCAUGCAUAUGGACAUUUUGCACUGGCUGUGGCAUUAUCUUCAUUCUUUAUUAUGAAUCAACUUACGUUAUCAUUUGUCUCAUCACAAUGUUUUUCACCAUGCUAUUCCUCAUGGUCUCUCUGUACAUACAUAUGUUCCUCCUGGCUCGUACUCAUGUCAAGAGAAUAGCUGCUUUGCCUGGAUACAAUUCUGUCCAUCAAAGGACCAGCAUGAAGGGGGCCAUCACUCUGACCAUGCUACUAGGCAUCUUUAUUGUUUGUUGGGCUCCAUUUUUUCUCCACCUCAUCCUGAUGAUUUCUUGCCCUCAGAACCUCUACUGUGUUUGCUUUAUGUCUCACUUCAACAUGUACCUCAUCCUUAUCAUGUGUAACUCAGUGAUUGAUCCCUUGAUCUACGCCUUUCGUAGCCAGGAAAUGCGGAAGACCUUCAAAGAGAUUAUUUGUUGCUAUAGCCUGAGAACGGCCUGUGGGUUGCCGAGCAAGUAUUAGGAAAAUGCAUUUUUGAAUGCGGAAACCAAGAUGCAACAUUACUAUUUAUCAGGAAAAUCAUGCAUCAAAAUUGUUAGCAUCUUCUUUCCCCUAUUUCUGCUGAAGGACUAUAAAAUGUCUUUCCACCUUAUACUUGUAAUGAGGAUCAUAUUUUUAUGGAAAUUAGAAAGCUGUUUUUCUAGUUUUACGUUAUUUGGUCUAUUUUCCCCUCUAUACACACCCAUAACUCUAACUGGCAUUAAUAGGAGUUAGCAUAUGCAUGUGAAUCAAGAGAAUAAUAGAACACUUGGGGCCAGAUUCAAGCCAGGUAUCUUAUAAAAGUAACAGUAAUUUCAUCCUUCCCCCCCUUUGAUUUUUACGGGCAGGGUACAUGAAUAUGUACAUGUGGGUAGGAUAUCCCUAUUUGCCUCACUGCCAAAUGCAGUAAGCAUUAACUAACACACAACCAAUAGUUGGGUUUCUAGUUACAUUUUCUUUGGGUACAACAUAGAAUCAUAGAAUCAUAGAAUAUAAGGGUUGGAAGGGACCCCAGAAGGUCAUCUAGUCCAACCCCCUGCUCGAAGCAGGACCAAUUCCCAGUUAAAUCAUCCCAGCCAGGGCUUUGUCAAGCCUGACCUUAAAAACAUGGCUCAUUGUGGCUGUCCGGUGCGAGAAUGGACAGGUUUCCGGUCAAUUUCUCCAUUGACAUAAAACCAGAAGAAUAACUGUGAUUAGCAUGAAGUGAAAAAUAUAAUCUGUAAACUUCAGCAUUCAUAUGCCUCAAUCAACACAAUUAUGAACAAGAAUUUAUAUAUGUAGAUACACACACACAUUUUUGUAUCCCAAUCAUGAUUGUUGCAUUCACAAAAUACAUACUGCACAAGAGGUCAAUGUAAUUGCAACAUUUCCCAGUAUUGAGCAUAGUAUUUUGUGGCACUUGUCUGUAUUUGUUCCAGUGUUCCUAUUACUGUAUGUCUCGGCAAAGGUGUACCACAUGCUGGUUUUAAGGCUGCAGUGGUUCAUCUUAAAGGCAGCGCGGAUAUCAUUUUUUCUGGGCCCUGAAAUGAGUACAGCAUCUUUGGCUUCAAGGUAGACAAAGGUAACCCAUGUAACAUUUUAUGGAGGGGGUUUGGCCAAUGAGCAUGUCAUACGCAGCAGGAAGAUUGUCAGGUGUGGGUGGCUUUGGGGCACUUAUUAUUGAAGAAAUUACAGCGUAUAUCUUUCACGAUGGAUAUUACACAAAGCAGGGAUGGUUGUCAAGGCAUGGUGCGGGUAGGCUGUCAGCAAAAGAUGGCUCCCAGGAACAUGGGAGAAUGUGCAACAUGUUUAUAUAGGACUAAGCCAGCAUCUGAUAUGCUUUUCUCUUUACCGAGAGGCUGCCGUUUUCAUAAAAUACAUCAACCCUCUUAUAUUUUGUAUGAGCAAUUUGCAUCCUGUUGUGUUCUCUCCAAUAUUGUCUUUUGUAACAGUUAUGUAAUGUGAAGAAUAUUGGAUUUGGUCACGGAGGAAGAAAGUACAAUCAAUUAGCCACAAAAUAUUCUAAUUUCUCUUCCAAGGAAUGAUACAGAUGUCUACAGAAUGUCCUCCCAAAUGCUGGAUUUUUGCAUUUAGAUAUAAAAUAUAUAAAAACUCAUAGAGAAAACAGUUUCAUACUGAUUACACAUCUGAAAUGCAAGUUAGCUCACAAGAGUAAAUUAUUCCUUUCCAAAGUCAAGAGGUUACUCUUGUUAAAUUGUCUCCAGUGAACCUGUUUCAAGGCCCAUUAAAGCCAGAGGAAAGACUCCCAUUAUCCCAACUGGUUUUAGAUUAGGUCCUUAGAUCGUAGCAUAUUGUAGAAAAAAAUCUCGGAUGUUUUAUUAUAAAUGUCAAUUUUUUUCUCCAAACUCAGCACCUUAUGCAGAGCUAACCUCAAAAACACAGAAAUCCAGAGAUCCGCACUGUUAGGAGGACAGCUGAAUAUCUUCAUGCCUACAUUUUCAAUGUGGAGGUUUGUGGUAUUAUGAUAGGCUAUUAUCAGCCUUCCUGACUUGUACCUUUUUCUUGCUCUGCAGUGGAGAUUGGAUGGUAAAGCUUUGGACUUGUGUUUGGAAAGUAGACAAGUUUACAAAAUGAGGGCCAUAUACUGCCCUUGAUCUGCAUUCUCAGCUCCCAUUUACGUGAAUGGGCAUUUCACUCACAGUUGAGAGACCUGAGUACAGAAUUUUAGUAUACCAAUUGUAUUAGGAACCCACCAAUACUUGAGGGGCCAGAUUAUUCCCUCAGUUACACCUGAGAAUGGGAUUUUACAUUGGCAGAAUUUUGCUUUAAGGUGAAGUUCACUCCAGUGCAGAGUUCACCACUUAAAUCCCACUUUAAGUAGCAUGGAUAGCCACUCUGCACUGUGGUGAAUUUCACUCUAGCUAGGGUGAAAAUGAGACAGUACCCUUAAUUUCCAGCAACAUAAUUAAAGGCACAACAUGUCUUCAAAUCACUAUGUAAAUAAACCAUGAAAUCCUCAUUAGGUAAUUCAGUUUGAAGAUAUAUAUGUGUAUAUGUAUAUGAGGUCAUAUUGUAAAUAAUUGUAAAUCAGUAAAUAGGAAACCAAUACUGUAAAAGCUUUGGAUAUUUUCUUGAAUUGUACAUUACCUCAUAUUUUUUUUUUGCUCUGGAAUUUUAUUUGAUGUAAAAAGAUAAGUAUCUGAGGUAAUUAUUAAAGUGGACGGUUGGGAAACCCA